GAGAAUACAAAUCCGAAGCACCAAAGCUAAAUGGAAAAGAAGGAAACUGGUCUUAAUUUUGCCUCUGAUAUGAAUCAAUUUUGGUUACUUGGUCCAUUCUGUCCUGUUAUGGAAUCCAAGUAAAGUCAAACACAGAUUCAUGCCCCCCAAGACCGUUUUAACAAAACACGCUAAAAUACUCUUCAACCCUCUUUCAAAUGCUUCAAGGAAACAAACUCUACAAAGCCUCAAACUUAUCAAAGUAACUCAUUAACAAAAGAAUGCUAUUUCCCUGUAUAUUUUAAGGUUUCACAUUCAACCAAACAUUUCCUAAUAAUUUUUUUAGUUUUAAAUUUCUGUCAUGGCAAUCCUUAAGAUAACCAAAAAGCACCAUAAGCGUUUCAACAACCCUUUCCCCUCUUCUGCUUCAACCACCAUCCCGUAUGUCCAAGGCUCUCUCUUCAUCAACUCCAAAACAGAACUUUCAGAUCAAACCUUCUCAAUUGGUAAUGAUUUUCAGCUUUCUUGGACCACCAACAGUGGUGGGCACCUCUCAAUUUCUCAUCUUUCUCAGGUUACCAGACCCAUUUGGUCUACCAUUCCAGGACAGGCCUUUAUCUCAGCUGCACUGGUUGACACUGAGGUGGAAGAAAGUAGAGGAUCAUUUCUUGUCAAAGACAAAGAUGUUCAUUUGAUUUGCAACCACCAAACCAUUGAGGGUAUUAGGAUGAUCAAUAAUCAAUUUGGUCAUCAUUUGGAAUAUGAAGUUGCAGAUUUUCCAUCUGGGCAUCAAGGAUUGGACCAGAAAACUGACACACAAGAAACCAAGCUUCCUACUUUGAUGAUCACAGGAAGGCUUUUCAAUAUGACUAAGAAGAACAGAAGGUUUCAAAAGCAUGGCAUUCAAGCAAAUAUACAGUUUGAAGCAAAAGGGCCCUCUGUGUAUGCAAGGUAUUGGGUUUUCUUCCAUCAGAAAACCAACCAUGAGGUCGGGUUUCAAGUGAAGAUUGAGAAACCCAACUUCAUCUCACGCAACCAGGUGUCUACAGCAGCUUCAGGAGGAUACCGUGGCUUUAAGAGGAGGCUGAGUAAUCGGAAAAAGAGACUAGGUUGGUGUUGGUACCUUUCAAGGCCAAGAGGAUUUGUUCUGGUUUCUUCAGUAGAGGAAGAAAUAGGAGACUUGAGAAUCUCAAAAUCAGAAGAAUUCAAUAGAAUGUGGUUGACAUAUGCAAGUGAUGAAAAUGAGAGGUUUUAUGGUUUUGGGGAGCAGUUUUCUCACAUGAAUUUCAAAGGCAAAAGGGUGCCCAUCUUUGUUCAAGAGCAAGGUAUUGGCAGAGGAGAUCAACCUAUUACCUUAGCUGCCAACUUGAUCAGUUACAGGGCAGGAGGUGAUUGGAGUACAACUUAUGCUCCUUCUCCAUUCUACAUGACAUCAAAAAUGAGGUCUGUCUACCUUGAAGGAUAUGAUUAUACGGUCUUCGAUCUUACUAGACUUGACAGAGUACAGAUACAGAUACAUGGAAACUCGGUUGAAGGGAGGAUAUUGCAUGGGAACUCACCAUGUGAACUGAUUGAACGUUUCACGGAAAGCAUUGGAAGGCUACCUGAGCUUCCGGAGUGGAUAAUAUCUGGUGCUAUAGUUGGAAUGCAGGGUGGCACAGAUGCUGUACGCCAUAUUUGGAAUGUACUAAGGACUUACGAUGUUCCUAUCUCAGCAUUUUGGUUGCAGGAUUGGGUAGGGCAGAGAGAAACAUUGAUCGGUUCACAACUCUGGUGGAAUUGGGAAGUGGAUUCACAAAGGUAUUGUGGGUGGAAGGAGCUUAUCAAAGAUCUUAGGACUCAGCAUAUAAGAGUUAUGACAUAUUGCAAUCCCUGUUUAGCUCCGGUUAAUGAGAAACAAAACAAAAGGAGAAACCUCUUUGCGGAGGCAAAACAGAUGGACAUACUUGUGAAAGACAGCAAUGGAAAUCCAUACAUGGUUCCAAACACAGCUUUUGAUGUAGGAAUGCUAGAUCUAACACACCCAAAAACUGCAACUUGGUUCAAGCUGAUUCUACAAGAAAUGGUUGAUGAUGGCGUUAGAGGAUGGAUGGCUGAUUUUGGUGAAGGCCUUCCAGUCGAUGCUGUUCUAUAUUCAGGUGAAAAUCCUAUUUCAGCUCAUAACAGAUACCCAGAACUAUGGGCCAAAAUUAACAGGGAACUUGUGGAAGAAUGGAAAAGUAACUCCUUGGACAAGGUGAAGGAAGACCAGGAAGAGGACCUGGUUUUCUUCAUGAGGGCUGGUUAUAGGGAUAGCCCCAAGUGGGGGAUGCUAUUUUGGGAAGGAGACCAAAUGGUUAGUUGGCAAACAAAUGAUGGAAUAAAGAGUUCUGUUGUUGGCCUACUGAGCAGUGGAAUUUCUGGCUAUGCCUUUAAUCACAGUGACAUUGGAGGAUACUGUACAAUAAACUUACCCAUAGUUAAGUAUAGAAGAACUCAAGAAUUGCUUUUGCGAUGGAUGGAGCUAAAUUCUUUCACCACAGCCUUCCGCACCCAUGAAGGCAACAAACCAUCAUCCAACAGCCAGUUUUACUCAAACCAACAAACCUUGUCACACUUUGCGCGUUUUGCAAAAGUAUAUGCGGCAUGGAAAUUUUACCGAAUUCAACUGGUGAAGGAAGCUGCAAAGAAAGGAUUGCCUGUUUGCCGCCACCUGUUUCUCCAUUAUCCUAAUGAUGAACGUGUGCAUCACUUGAGUUAUGAGCAGUUCUUGGUUGGUUCUGAGUUCUUAGUGGUGCCUGUUCUUGACAAAGGAAAGAAGAAAGUUAAAGCUUAUUUUCCAUUGGGAGAGAGUUGCAGUUGGCUACAUAUCUGGACUGGAAAAGUAUUUUCCAAACAAGGAAGUGAAGAAUGGAUAGAAUCUCCAAUAGGAUAUCCUGCUGUAUUUGUUAAGGUUGAUUCCCACAUUGGAGAAACCUUUCUUAAUAACCUUAGAAGUUUAGGCAUUCUUCAAUGAACUAUACAUCAGAUAUAGACAGUCUUAGAUA
Molecule: messenger RNA, 3005 nt
Organism: Abrus precatorius (Indian licorice)
Lineage: Eukaryota; Viridiplantae; Streptophyta; Magnoliopsida; Fabales; Fabaceae
Product: sulfoquinovosidase-like
Exons: 8
Coding region: 341-2974 (877 amino acids)
Biological process (GO): carbohydrate metabolic process
Molecular function (GO): hydrolase activity, hydrolyzing O-glycosyl compounds; carbohydrate binding
Source: RefSeq, a predicted model, not a curated record